AUGGGGAUAGAGCUGUGCGAGCCCAGCUACCUCUACAACCUCCUCAACCAGUACCGGCGUGUCUCCCGGCUGGCGGAGCCCAACUACCUCUGCCUGCUGGAUGCCCGCAGUCAGCGUGAGUACGCCGAGAGCCACAUUGUGACAGCUCGCAGGAUCCUGCAGAGUCCCACAGGAGAGUAUCUGGUACCAGAUUCAGAGGAGCUGAGGUGUGUCAGAUACUGUGUGGUGUAUGACUGUGAGACCAGCUCCUUGGACUGCUGUGACCAUGAGGAAGAGGAGAAAGAAAAAGGGAGCAGUGCUCCAGAGACUGCAAAGCCCAGCUCGGGUUCCAUGUGCUCCCAGACUGCUGGGGAAGGAGCUGCCCUCCAGCAUGCCCAGGGCUUGGAGCUCUUCACUCCACACCCAGUGCUGGUGCUGAGGGGAGGAUACAGAAGGUUCUCAGCCUGCUACCAUUUCCUGAGGACUCAGAAGAUGUUGUGGAUGCCUCAGGAGCUAGACAACUUCCAGCCAUACCCUGUAGAAAUACUGCCUGGGAAAUUAUAUCUGGGCAACUUCAAGCAGGCCUGUGAGCAACAAAUCCUAAAGGAUCUGAAGAUCAAAGCACAAGUCAACCUCUCUGAGCAGCCUGCAGCACUGUUGGCAGAAGGUGACAAACAUCUCCACAUAGCUGUUCCAGACUCACUUGAAGCAAAUCUCUUUUCUUCCUUUGCCACCAUUUGUCAUUUCAUAGAUGCUCAGCUGGCUCAUGGAGCAGUGUUGGUGUUCUCCAGCCUGGGGAUCAGCCGCAGCAGCACCGUGGCCAUGGCCUACCUGAUGCACUCCUGCCACUUCUCCCUGCAGCGAGCCUGGAACCAUGUUCUGAAAUGCAAAACCAACGCCAGGCCUCACCGGGGCUUUGUGGAGCAGCUCUCAGCCUGGGAGACCCAAAUCUAUGGCACCAGGAUCACAGAUGUGUCUGAACCCAAGUACUGA
This is a messenger RNA of Indicator indicator, 972 nucleotides long. RefSeq names its product serine/threonine/tyrosine interacting like 1 (gene STYXL1). Gene Ontology annotation, molecular function: pseudophosphatase activity; protein phosphatase binding; protein phosphatase inhibitor activity. The record is from RefSeq and is a predicted model, not a curated record. Gene Ontology annotation, biological process: negative regulation of cytoplasmic stress granule assembly; protein dephosphorylation; positive regulation of intrinsic apoptotic signaling pathway. Gene Ontology annotation, cellular component: mitochondrion. Lineage: Eukaryota; Metazoa; Chordata; Aves; Piciformes; Indicatoridae. The transcript has 9 exons. Bases 1 to 972 code for a protein of 323 amino acids.